GAUGUAAAAUUUCUUCACUGUGCGAGUUUGUCACCACCUGUUGCGACGCUUGCAUAAGUUACCACCUCAUCAGUGUAGGCGUAUAAACGUCUGUUUCAUUCAUUCAUAACAUCAUCGGGAGGCGGGGAUUCUGGCCAGAGCGUGACACGUGACCAGCACUACGCCUGCAGACGACGUAUAUAUACAAAAGCAGGAAGACAGUGUGGUUUCUGUGAUAGACGAAAUUAAAGUGCGAAAAUACAACUUUUUGUAAUAUUCUCUCCAGAGAGAUUGACUUCCGGGCAAAUUCUGAUCGAAAAUAUAAAACAUUUAACCUUUUUUCUGAAUAUCUUGAAAUUCCCGUAACUUUCUUGGAGCGGCUUCCCAUCUGUCUGAAAUUCUUGACGACACCAGACGACAUUUGAGGAAAACGUACAGAAGACGAAAAAGUGAAAUAUUCGAAACGAAAUAAAUGUCCGACGCAGCGAGGCUACAGAAUUUAAAGAAGGCUUUCAGUAUGUCGUUUGAUAUGGGAUUGUUGGUGGAUAAUGCGGAGGUGACCGAGGAACGCAGCCGAAUGACCGCCAAGCUGCUGCGCGGGAAGAUGCUGGCGAUGCAGAACCCCACUCCGCUCGCGUCCCCGGAACCAACCGAGAAAGAAGUGGACGAAAAAGAAAACAAGUACGAACCGGACUGGUCUUCUUUUGAGGACCAAUAUGCCAAAGAUCUAUUGCCCUCGCCUGGUGGCAUGGAAAAGACAUCCAAGUUCCUGGGUGAAGUCGUUGACAUCCUCCUUGAUUACGUGAAGAAGUCGAACGAUCGUUCCGUCAAAGUUCUAGAUUUCAACCAUCCCAACGUUCUGCAGGAAACACUCGGACAUUGUCUCGAGAUCCCGGCAACUCCACGAGACUUGGAACAGAUUCUCAGCGACUGCAAAGAAACGCUUAAAUUUGGCGUUAAAACCGCUCAUCCACGGUUCUUCAACCAACUCUCCAGCGGGCUGGACAUGAUCGCCCUCGCCGGGGAAUGGCUUUGCGCCACAGCAAACGCGAACAUGUUUACCUAUGAGAUUGCCCCUGUCUUCACCCUGAUGGAGGAGGUCACCCUUCAAAAGAUGAGGGAGUACGUGGGCUGGCUCGAUGGCGAUGGUAUAUUUGCCCCAGGAGGCGCCAUCUCCAACCUGUACGCCAUAAACGCGGCCCGCCACAAGUUCUUCCCGGAUUGUAAACAUAAGGGAAUGGCCUCAAUACCUCACCUCGUCGUCUACACUGGAGAACAGAGUCACUACUCCAUAAAGCAGGCCGGAGCUCUUCUUGGUCUCGGAGCUGAAAACGUGGUUGCCAUCAAGUGCGAUGAACGCGGAAAGAUGAUGGUAGACGAAUUGGAAAAACAUAUCAUUGAAGACCAACGCCAGGGCAAGAGGCCUUACAUGGUGAGCGCCACCGCGGGCACGACAGUCAUGGGCGCCUUCGACAGACUGCACGCCAUCGCCGACCUCUGCGAAAAGUAUAAACUUUGGAUGCAUGUGGAUGCGGCCUGGGGUGGCGGCGCACUACUUUCGCGGAAACGAAGACACCUUCUUGAUGGUGUGCACAGAGCCGACUCGGUGACAUGGAACCCCCACAAGAUGAUGGGAACCAUUUUGCAGUGUUCCGCGGUCUUACUCAAGGAGAAGGACCUCCUCGCCGCGUGCAACUCGAUGCACGCCGACUACUUGUUCCAGCAGGAUAAGCACUACGACACGAGCUACGAUACUGGCGAUAAGGCCAUCCAAUGCGGACGCCGGAACGAUGUCUUCAAGCUGUGGCUCAUGUGGAGAGCAAAGGGUGAUAUGGGCUUCGAAGCACAGAUAGAAAAGGUUUUCCGCAUGUCAGAACACUUACAAGACCAGAUCCGUGCCCGGGAAGGCUUCGAAUUCGUCAUGGACAAACCAGAGUACACAAACGUGUGUUUUUUCUAUGUACCCACAUUUCUUCGGUCGCAUGAGAGAGGAUUCAGCUUCGACGUCAAGUUAAACCAGGUGGCGCCAAAGGUCAAGGCCAUGAUGAUGGAGAAGGGAACGACCAUGGUGGGCUAUCAACCUCUCGGGAAGAUCCCAAACUUCUUCAGAAUGGUCAUCUCGAACCCCGCCGCAGAGAGCGGCGACGUCGAUUUCCUGCUUGACGAGAUCCAGCGGCUUGGAGAGGAGAUAGAACCAGGUGACAUACAGUCCCCACACAAGUAAACAGAGCAAAUUAGUCUUUGAGUGAUUUGGAAAACUGAUGCCCUGGCCUUCUUUUUAUCAGCAUUGAACCUACCACUUGCUGUAAUACGAAAGCUAAACGCUGAUCCAAAGUUUUUAAAGACGUUUCAAUGACCUUGGUCUGAAAGGAAGGUCGGGUCAACAUUUUCCAUUGAUUCGGGUCAAGGUCGGGUUGAUAGAUGAGAUCUUGCCUGUUAAGGACACUAGGGACGAGUGUUUCCUCUUCAAUAUACCAUGUACAAUCCUCGUGCCUAAGCAAAGUGAGCAUUCCAGUGAAAGGUUGGUUGGUUAGUUACAGAAUGCAUUAGUUAUGCACGUCAAUCACUUUGGGCUGUAUGCAUAUUCAAAUUAGAUAGUAUUACACGUGAACGUGACAUAGAUUAUGCAAAUGUUGAUUAUUACGUCGUUGAUAUGUAAAUGAGACUUCGUUUAAUUUGGUGGAAGCUAAUUAAACAUGCCGUUAGAUUGUGAUGCAUUGUGUGUACAUACUGUGUGUGUAACAUAUAUGUGAUCUUAUGUAGGCUAAUGAUGUGAGCAGAUGAAAUGUAUAAACGUAGAAAUAGUUUUACCGAUCUAUGACCGCUUGAUCAAUUACAACUAAAUGGAAGGCCAAUGCGGACAGGGCCUCUUGACCAUCGGACAACUUGGUGUCCCCAACCAAUUGUCUAUCAGAAUUGAACUUGUUAAAUGACAUCAAACGACCAUGUGCAUAACAUUCAGCGUGAAAUUUAAUAUUCAGAACUGAUCUUAUAUCGAUGAAACAAGAGUAGUUUAAAAAAUAAUUAGAAAAGAUGUGAUGAAGAAGUGUACAUAAUAUAAAAUGUGAAAAGAUGCGACAUGAUAUAUUUGGGCAGGCGAUCGUGAAGAAUAAUACUCCAGAGAGAGCUGAUCUCAGAGAAAUGUAGUGCAAUAGAAAGACGUGCAAUAGAAAUACUAUAAACAGAUGUAAUAUACACGUGAAGUACAUGUAAACAAAUGUUAUAUAAAUGUGAACAGAUGUAAAAUAAUGUGAAUAAAUAUACAAUAGAUUUGUGUUGAAUAGAAAAGGCUGUGAACAAAUGUAAAAUAAUGUGAAUAUAUAUAUAUACAAUAGAUGUGUGUGCAUUAGAAAAUGCCGUGAACAGUAUGUAAAAUUAUGUGAAUGUAUACAAUAGAUUUGUGUGCAUUAGAAAAUGCUGUGAACAGUAUGUAAAAUAAUGUGAAUAUAUACAAUAGAUUUGUGUGCAUUAGAAAAUGCGGUGAGGAGGAAGUUGUAAAAUAAUGUGAACAGAUAAUAAAUGUGAACAAAUGUAAUAAAGUGAGGCGAUGUGCAUGUCGUGUACAUGUGCAUGUAAACAGCCCGGUAAACAGGUCCACGCACGCAUACAUGUACACGUGCAUGUAAACAGCCCGGUAAACAGGUCCACACACACAUACAUGUACACGUGCAUGUAAAAAGCCCGGUAAACAGGUCCACACACACAUACACGCACACGUGCAUGUAAACAGCCCGGUAAACAGGUCCACACACACAUACAUGUACACGCACGCAUGUAAAAGGAGUGUAUGUGAGGAUUAUCAAUAUCGUAGCAGAGCUCACAAUAAAAAGUUUGAGAAUGGAGCUGCUGAAUAACAGGAGUUAAAAAACAGCUCAGUAGGCCAGCUAAACCGACUUGGGGCAUCAAUAUAAUACACCGAAAAAUUGACUACUUAGGCUAGCAUAAAUUUAGUCCCUGGCAGAGUAACCAUGACUCUCUUUGCUCGUAUUGCUCGGGGGUGUCCAUCUAGAGGCUGUCAUUGUGCAAUAUUGCAAUAAAAGUAACCCCCCCCCCUUUGGAAUUAGUGAUACCCCAUCGUUCAAUGGUAGUUCAGGGAUUUAUGACUGGAAAGACCGAGGCCAAUGAUUAUGAAUGUACAAAUGAAUCAGUCGUUGUUCCCGACACCU
Molecule: messenger RNA, 4145 nt
Organism: Lineus longissimus
Lineage: Eukaryota; Metazoa; Nemertea; Pilidiophora; Heteronemertea; Lineidae
Product: glutamate decarboxylase 1-like
Exons: 13
Coding region: 452-2203 (583 amino acids)
Biological process (GO): GABA biosynthetic process
Cellular component (GO): cytoplasm
Molecular function (GO): glutamate decarboxylase activity; pyridoxal phosphate binding
Source: RefSeq, a predicted model, not a curated record